AAGAUGUACAUCUAAAUUGCUAAACAUAUCUAAUCAUAACAUUAAUAAUAAUAAUUAUCAGAGAGAAAAAGAGAGAUGGCAUCUUCAGGUUCAAGUGUUGGAGAUAAAUAUAGGAAUUUAGAUGAAGAGGAAAAGAAGAACACUGUAUGGAGAUUUGGUCAACCUCCUAACUAUGACAUUGUAAAUAAGCUCUUUGAAGAAGGACAGACUAAGGUAUGGCCUCCUGGUUCACUUGAAGAAAUGGUGCAAAACCUUACCAAGACUUGGGAAAUGGAGCUUUUACAUAAAGCACGUAUUGAGGACUUUAAAUUAAUGGAACCCAAUUUCAUUUACAGCCUAAAUGGUAGGAAAGGGUGGAGUUUGGAAGAGGUGGGGAAAAUGGGAGGAGGGUACAACCCACAUCUACAAACAUCAUUGCCAGAGCAUCUAAGAAUCUAUGACCCAGCAGUGGAAACAUCAGAGUCAUCACACAGGGCAUUCACAACAACAUUCCCUCGUGGGUUCGCCAUAGAGAUUCAGAAGGUCUACUCUGGUCCUCCACAGAUUGUUUACAAGUUUCGUCAUUGGGGUUAUAUGGAAGGACCCUUCAUGGGCCAUGCUCCUACCGGUGAACUCAUUGAAUUCUUCGGCAUCGCUAUUAUGCAGAUGAGUGAAAACAACAAACUUGCUAAGGUGGAGUUCUUCUAUGAUCGUGGAGAGCUUCUUGGGCAACUUGUGAAGGGAGAAAAAGUUGAAGCUAAAGAUGGAGAAAUUGCCUCAACCUGCCCUAUUAUGAGGAGCACCGGCUAGUACUUUAGUACUACUAUUAUGAAUUUUCAAAUAAAUAGCAAAUACUAGCUAUAAAUCUCUAUUAUUAUUAUUAUUAUUAUUAUUAUUAUUAUUAUUAUGUAUGAGCUUUAUAAUAUUUUAGAAUAAAAAUGACAACUUUGAUCAUGAGUUAAAAAUA
Messenger RNA from Cannabis sativa, 946 nucleotides. RefSeq names its product pathogen-related protein. Bases 76 to 789 code for a protein of 237 amino acids. The transcript has 4 exons. The record is from RefSeq and is a predicted model, not a curated record. NCBI's taxonomy places the organism in Eukaryota, Viridiplantae, Streptophyta, Magnoliopsida, Rosales, Cannabaceae.